This is a messenger RNA of Cornus florida, 699 nucleotides long. RefSeq names its product vegetative cell wall protein gp1-like. The coding region runs from base 1 to 699 and encodes 232 amino acids. NCBI's taxonomy places the organism in Eukaryota, Viridiplantae, Streptophyta, Magnoliopsida, Cornales, Cornaceae. The record is from RefSeq and is a predicted model, not a curated record. The transcript is spliced from 3 exons.
AUGAUACUAUUACGUACAUACUAUUGGGUGGCAAAAUCUCCUCCUCCUAAACCUUCACCAUACCCUGCUCCACCACUACCACCUCCUAAACCUUCAUCACCAGCACCAGCACCACCUCCAAAACCACCACCACCUCCAGCUCCACCGCCACCUCCAACUCCACCUCCUACACCGAAACCUCCUCCUGCUCCAAACCCUCCUCCGAUACCUCCACCGCCACCAACACCACCACCGCCACCAGCACCACCACCUCCGCCAAGACCACCUCCUCCACCAGCUCCACCACCAAAUCCCCCACCUGCACCAGCUCCAGCACCACCUCCCAGACCUCCACCAGCUCCCCCACCUGCACCACCACCUGCACCACCUCCUAAUCCACCACCAUGGCCAAGCCCACCUCCUGCACCACCACCUAUUCCCCCACCAUGUCCUAACCCACCACCUGCACCACCUCCUAGACCCCCACCACCACCAGCACCACCUCCUAAUCCCCCACCAUGGCCAAGCCCACCACCUGCACCACCACCUAUUCCCCCACCAUGUCCUAAUCCACCACCUGCACCACCUCCUAGACCCCCACCACCACCAGCACCUCCACCUAGACCACCACCUGCACCACCUCCUAGACCUCCACCACCACCAGCACCUCCACCUAGACCACCUCCAGCACCGCCACCGAGACCGCCACCAAUAGACUAG